AUGGACUUUCAGAAACCAUCAGUAUAUGAUAGCCGUGUUGAAACGCCGUUCAAACGAAACUCAAUGAAACGUCGUCUUAUAUGCGGAAAUGACAGCAACAAGACUGGUGCUUUUGGGUCGAGCAGUCAUGAUAAGAAACGUAAGAAACGCAAGGAACCGCGACCACAUCCAUCCUAUCGUCUCAACAAGCGAUACUGGGAUGAUAUCCGAGCAGGACGACGUUCUCAUGAUGCGAUCGCAUCACCAUCGUCGGCCCGAAUCCCAUCGAACUCUCCCACUUCACCUCAGUCGAACUCUCCAAAGAAUCAGCCAAAAUCCAAACCAAUUCCUUCAGCAAUUGCACCGUCGUCGUCAAUGUCAUUCACGUCAAUCCCCACUCAAAUGGCCCUGUCCUUUCCCUUAAUCGGCACAUACGCAACACCAUCUGCUGCAUUCCUACAGCCCACUCAACCGCCAUCAAAUUUCGACAAUGCUCAUUGCUUAAUACCACAGUUACCAUCCUGCUCAUUCGCAUCAUUCCCAUCAAACCAUGUCAUGCUCAGCUCACCAACUGUAUCUGGUCUACGAAAUGGAGUGGAACCAAAAUUUGAACCUGAUGAUACACAAAUCGACGUUAUUUCAUACGAUGAACAUAAUAUCACUUCAACCCCAAAUACAUCGGCAACAAUACAACACCCACUGGAAUUCAUUACAGAAUCGACUAGCCUUAACCUACUUACUGAUGAUAUGCUUCAAACGAAACAGCACAGAAAGCUUUCGCCAGCAGCAUUAUCAUCCUCGUCAAAAAGCGAUCAAAUUGUCGAUGAAAUCGCAGAUCAAAUCUUGAUCGACAAAAUAAAUGAGAGUAAAUAUCUCACUGGUAAAGGGGAUCUUCGAAUGAGAAAUGCGGAUCAACUCAAGCAAAACGAUAUCUCGAAGAUAACAUCAAUCAUCCCGAUACCUUUCCCUGUGCCAAUCUUAGUGCCACUAAGCGAAACGUUUAUUUUAAAAUAUUUCAAACGUGUUAUCUGA
This is a messenger RNA of Anisakis simplex (herring worm), 1011 nucleotides long. NCBI's taxonomy places the organism in Eukaryota, Metazoa, Nematoda, Chromadorea, Rhabditida, Anisakidae. The record is from the annotation of a GenBank genome assembly.